Molecule: messenger RNA, 1414 nt
Organism: Cantharellus anzutake
Lineage: Eukaryota; Fungi; Basidiomycota; Agaricomycetes; Cantharellales; Hydnaceae
Exons: 1
Coding region: 282-1187 (301 amino acids)
Source: RefSeq, a predicted model, not a curated record
UCCGCAAGGCGUAUAAGAAGGCCGCUCUAAAGUCACAUCCGGAUCGGCAUGCAGCGGCGCCUGCUGCCAAUGGUGUAGAUCCAGGCGAGGAGUUCAAAAAGGUUAACGAAGCCUACACUGUUCUCAGUAAUCCAUCCAAUCGAAAACUCUAUGAUACGUACGGGGGUUGGCCGCCUCCUGAAGACUUCGGCGCACCUCCGCCGAACGCAACUUUCGCCCGCUCGGGCACACCACGGAGGGCCACGGAUGAAUUUGUCUUCGUGGCUGAUCCCUUCUUUGCCAUGCCCGGAUUCUUCGAUUUUGACAUGCCAAUGCCUCCCUUCCCUGCGUUCCCAGAACUUCGGGUUCCCCAACCUGUCUUUUCGGAGCCGCCACCAGUCUUCCUAGUUUCGGAGCCCCUCAGUAUGUUUGACUCCGUGUUCACACAGCAGCCGGGUGGAUUGGCAAAAGGAAUGGAAGAACCUUUCUUCUUCCUUGAUCCGCAAGGAGGGAAUCCAUUCCGCCGCCAACGUCACUACCGCCGUUCCGAUCCGUCUGGUGUUCAUGACCAUGCCUCAUAUUCCAGUCAACCUCCAUCUGGCCAGACUUCAAGGCAAUCCAGUCGAAGCUCAACCCGCCAUAAUUCUGAUGCCCCACACCCUAUCUGGGUAGAGGAGAAAACCAUCAAACAUACAGUGAAUGGGAAGGAACAAAGAUACACCAUGCAGAAGGAUGUGGAAGGAAACGUAUAUGAAACAAUCGAAGUGCCAGGAGAGAGCAAACGAUACAUUGUGAAUCACGUUACGAUUCUUCCCACUUCAGAAGGCGUUCGCAUCCCUGGGGAACAGCCACACGACUCCCGCCGUCAUGAGAAGUCUCGCGAGAAGGCGCGAACAAGGGAAAGCAGCCGUGUAAGAGAUCACGAUCACGAUCACAAGCAUCCAGAUGCCUCGCGCCGUUCAUCAGAUGGGUUACGUCAUCCGAGUUCAAAGUAUCCUGCGGCGCCUCCCCCGCCACUUCCGCGUAACCCGUUUCAGCAGCCCCCGACAGCCGGCCCUGGGAUUCCUACUUUCUACCCACCAGCGCAACCUUAUCCACCAGCGCAUCCGAUUGUGCCACCUCAGGCCCCCCAGCCACCACCUCAGAGUCAUCCUAUGAUCCCUAAUCCUUAUGGUAAGCUUUUUCGCUGGUUGCAUACCUAUCGUUAGUCAAUGCCAUUCUGCCUAGAGCACGCUAUUCCACGGACAGAUAAGAAGUGGUGGAAGCGUAGAGCCGCAGCCGCCCCAUAAGUAUCACAGGAGACAUUUGUCCUUCUUGCUCCGUACGAGAUAGUACUUCUCCGGAUCUAGAUAUUUUGUGUUGAUAUUCGGUUGUUUUUCUUGUACGUUACCGCUAACUUCUUAUUCAUAAUGCGUUUGGACUUGUGAUAGAUGUG